AGGCCAUUCUAUUCCCAUAAUUCACAUUCCCAAACAAAAACAACUCCAUGGCCUCCUUCAUCAAACCCAAGAAACCCAUGUCCUCUUCCCAAUCAAAUCUUUGCACCACCCUCUUCUUCAUCGUCCUCUUCACCAUCCCCGUCCUCUUUCUCCUCCACACCUCCACCACCUCUUCCAUCAUCUGCACUUCUCACUUCAACAACAACCCUCCCUUCUCCGGCGACCUCCGCGCCGCAGAGUUCUCUUGGAACCGCCUCUCCUUCCUCCAACACCGCCCCAACCCCCCAGCCUCCCUCAAAAUCGCCGUCUUCUCCCGGAAAUGGCCCAUCGCCACCACCCCCGGCGGCAUGGAACGACAUGCUCACACUCUCCACACCGCCCUCUCCCUCCUCGGCCACCAAGUCCACGUCUUCACCUCUCCUGUCAAACCACAAAAGCUCAUGAGCCAAAACCGCCUCAACCUUAGCCCUAGCUCCUCCCCGCCCUACCUUCACUUCCACGAGGGCGAUCCCGGCUACUGGAGAUACAACAAGGCCUACGAGCAGUUCCUAGAAGAAGAUGAGAAGCAGAAGUUCGACGUGGUACACUCGGAAAGCGUGGCGCUUCCUCACUGGCUAGCCCGCCGCAUCCCCAACCUCGCCGUCUCCUGGCACGGCAUAGCCCUCGAGAGCUUACACUCCAAUAUCUUCCAAGACUUGACGCGUAAGCAAGGCGAGCCGAUAGAACCUGCCUUCAAUCAAAGCUUACAAGGAGUAGUUCCAAAGGUCCUCAACGAGAUCAGGUUCUUCCAUAACUACGCGCAUCAUGUAGCAAUUAGUGACAGUUGCGGUGAAAUGCUUAGGGACGUUUACCAAAUACCCAACAAGAGAGUGCAUGUAAUACUCAACGGCGUCAAUGAAGAAGAUUUCGGUGUCGACUCUAAGCUCGGGGAAGAGUUCAGAGGAGGAAUAGGAAUACCACAAAAUGCUAGCAUGGUGUUUGGAGUUGCAGGUAGGUUAGUGAAAGACAAAGGCCAUCCUAUUCUGUACGAAGCUUUCUCGGAGCUCAUAGCCAAACAUCAAAACGUGUAUCUGAUCGUGGCCGGGUCCGGACCAUGGGAGCAGCGUUACAAGGAUUUAGGUCCUCGUGUACUUGUUCUCGGAUCGAUGAGUCCUUCUGAGCUGCAUGCCUUCUACAAUGCCAUUGAUGUGUUUGUGAACCCGACCCUAAGGCCGCAAGGACUUGACCUGACACUCAUGGAGGCGAUGAUGAGUGGGAAGCCGGUGAUGGCGUCGAGGUUUCCGAGUAUUAAAGGAAGCAUUGUCGUCGACGAUGAGUUCGGGUUUAUGUUUGCUCCCAACGUCGCGUCGUUGCUGGAGGCUUUGGAGUUGGCUGUGAAAGAAGGGUCGAGGAGGAUGAGCCAACGAGGGAAGGCGUGUAGGGAGUACGCGAGUUCCAUGUUUACUGCGAGGAAGAUGGCAUUGGCUUACGAGAGGUUGUUUCUUUGUAUAAAAAACGAUACAUUUUGUAACUAUCCUUGAGCUAGCUAUACUACUAUAGGUUUCCUUUUUCUUUUCUCUCUUCGAUCAUCUCCAAUUUUCAAUAGGAAAUUGUAUUGUUUUCAUAUGAGUUGGGUUCACGUUU
This is a messenger RNA of Fragaria vesca subsp. vesca, 1623 nucleotides long. RefSeq lists its product as uncharacterized. Bases 48 to 1520 code for a protein of 490 amino acids. The record is from RefSeq and is a predicted model, not a curated record. NCBI's taxonomy places the organism in Eukaryota, Viridiplantae, Streptophyta, Magnoliopsida, Rosales, Rosaceae. The transcript has a single exon. Gene Ontology annotation, molecular function: glycosyltransferase activity.